UUAGAUUAACUUCAGAGACUCCAUGCUACGAAAGCAAACUCAUGAAAAGAUACGCAUUUUCAUGGAACUUUGGGAAGUUGACGACAUGAAUCUCAGGGAUGGAAAUCGCACGGCUCUUUUUAAUAGAUGGUGCUUUCAUGGUGCAUCGGUCUAAUGGACAUAACUCUAAAAAAUGACUAUGACUUCAAUGUCUGAAAGUUUUGUGGCUUCUGACCCCUCAAAAUCGGCAUUUCUGGAGUUCAGUCACGGCUACCAGUCUCACCAACAGCAUUCCCCCGGUGUGUCCCACGCGCUCUAUCCGGUGCACGGUUUGCAUCAAGGGGCACAUCCGCAGUACGAUGCGAACUUCUCAUCUGGCGCUGCUUCGUAUGGCCGUCCGCUCAGUUACCACUGCAGCGCCCAUCAUCACUCCGGAGCUUACCUACCCUAUCAGCACAACACUGCCGUUGGCCAUUCAAGAGUAGAGGAUGCAGAUUCCGAGAAGCUAAGUUCCAUCGAAAGUGGAGAACUACGCUUGAACGGAAAGGGGAAGAAGAUUCGCAAACCCCGAACCAUCUACUCGAGCUUCCAGCUGCAGGCGCUCAACCAGCGCUUCCAGCAGACCCAGUAUCUCGCGCUCCCUGAACGCGCUGACCUGGCUGCCAAACUGGGUCUGACGCAAACACAGGUAAAGAUAUGGUUCCAGAACAAACGUUCAAAGUACAAAAAGAUAAUGAAGCAUGGCUCAAGCGGACCAGAGGGAGAACACCUUCAAGCAGCUUCAGCCUCUGGACCACCAUGUUCUCCAGGAAUGCCACCCCUGUGGGACAUUUCCAUGUCAACAAAGGGUGCUCCAAUCCACUCUGGAGGAUAUAUGAACUCUUUUGGACACUGGUACCCUGGUCAUCAUCAAGACCCAAUGCCAAGAGCUCAGAUGAUGUGACUCGAUUUGUAAGACAAUCUACAGUUCAAUUCCCCAUUACUGAUUCUCACCAGUACACUCUGAUUCAGAUAACGCCAGGCCGCUUUCAGCACUGUUUACUCACAGUCAAGAUUUCCUCAAGUUCCUCCUCUUCAUGAAGAUUUAUGUUGCUGACAAAAUUAUAAUUUUUUUUGCUUGCAGAUUUGUUUUAUUUUUAUUUUUUUUUUUUGUAGAAAGACUGGCAGUAUAACUGCCUGAUUGCUCUCUCUGAACUUGGAUUUCAUAAGCUCUUGUAAAUUUGAAUAAAAUGCAUUGUCCGGUUGCUUCCUGGUUGUCUGGUUGUACCAUCUAUCAAAUAUUCCAAAGCCUGCAACUUCAGCUGCUUAAGAAUUGUAUUCUUCUUGAUUGUUUAUCUGUCUAUUGCAUAUUAUUUUCCCCGUUUUCACUGAAUUAGAUGUAGACCAAUAUAUCUGUUUUACGAUUAAUCAGUGCUGCUAGUUGCUUUUUGGAAUUAUUGGUUAUUUUCAAAAAUCUAUGAAUCCUCUCUAAAAUUCUUUAUUUUAUUUUUUUAUUUUUCAUUCCUCCAUGUUCCUCUGUCUGUGGUCAGCGCUGGAGGAUUCUAGUUAGGAUGGCUUGGUUCUGCAGCAUAACAGGGAAAUCUUUCAUCAUUGAAAACAUUCAUCCAUAUUUUUAUCUUCAAUUAAAUGCAUAUUUUGUGAUUGCAGUGUGAAGCAUUUACAUGUUUCCAUUGAUCAUGGUAUAAAUUUUGGGGGGGUUACCUUCCCCCAUACCCCCUGAAAACUACAUACAUAUGCACCAAAUCUUCAUUUUUUCCUGGUUAUUAUUGGGAUGAUGGUUGACUAAUACACUGCAUCUGGGAUUUUAUUUUCUUUGGACUGUUAUGUAUGGAAAGAUUAAGAUAUUUUUUUGGACGCCAGUUUUAUUGGCCAAUUUAUCAGUUAUCGGCUUUUUCCACCACCUUAGUUAUCAGUAUUGGCAAAAUCCACUAUU
Molecule: messenger RNA, 1912 nt
Organism: Myxocyprinus asiaticus (Chinese sucker)
Lineage: Eukaryota; Metazoa; Chordata; Actinopteri; Cypriniformes; Catostomidae
Product: homeobox protein Dlx4a-like
Exons: 3
Coding region: 173-922 (249 amino acids)
Biological process (GO): cell differentiation; embryo development; negative regulation of transcription by RNA polymerase II
Molecular function (GO): DNA-binding transcription factor activity, RNA polymerase II-specific; RNA polymerase II cis-regulatory region sequence-specific DNA binding
Source: RefSeq, a predicted model, not a curated record